AGGUAGGGACUAUGACGUAAUUUGGAACACAAAACAGUUAAACUUCCUCUAUCCCACUUUAUAUAUUGGUUCUGUAAUCGGGAGAGAGGGUUUGUGGUUAAACUGGCGGCGGACAGAACGAGAAAUGGUUUCGUGGAUUAUAUCCAGAGUUGUUGUGCUUCUUUUUGGCACACUAUAUCCAGCAUAUUACUCCUACAAAGCAGUCAGGACCAAGUGUGUAAAAGAAUACGUACGGUGGAUGAUGUAUUGGAUAGUAUUUGCUCUUUAUACUGCAGCAGAGACAAUUGCAGACCUCUCUAUAGCAUGGUUUCCGUUGUACUAUGAAUUAAAAAUGUGUGUGGUGAUCUGGUUGGUGUCGCCCUACACCCGAGGAGCCAGUUUAAUCUUCAGGAAGUUCCUGCACCCGCUGCUGGCGUCAAGAGAGAGGGAGAUAGAUGAUUACAUCGUUCAGGCCAAAGAGAAGAGUUAUGAGACCAUGGUAAACUUGGGAAGGCAAAGCCUUAGCGUCGCUGCUUCAGUUGCAGUCACUGCUGCCGUCAAGGGACAAGGUGCCAUCAGUGAGCGUCUCAGAAGCUUUAGUAUUCCUGACCUCACCCAGGUUCCCUCCAGCCAAUCAGCAUUCGGAAAAUCGGCACAGCUGACCAUUGCACAGGGCACUGAGCACGGACAUGAAGGGCACGGGGAGGAAGUCGAUGGAAUGUUUUCAGAGGACGAGUCAUCGUCUUCAAAGGGUCUGCGCAGAACUCAGAGUGUGAAGAUGAGUCGUGCCAAGGUUAUACGCAAAGAGUCUCGUUACAGCUCCCUGAAAAUGAAAACCAGAAGGAGGCCAGCGAUUGCUGCAAACACAUUUGAUCAGCCGUGAUCAACAGGAAACACACCAGAACACAGCUUGGACCAUCCCCAUUAGGCAUACCACAAAAACUUUGUAUGGACAAGCCCAUACUCCUGACACUUUCGCAUUAAAAUAGAAAUUUCUACCGGGUCCUUAUUUGUCCCCAAGAAAACUUCCAUGAAAAGACCUCAUGCGCCAGCAAAACGAACGAUUUAUUCCAUAAUACCCACCGAACAACAACGACACUGCCAAGACAUCUCACACCACAUAAUUGAUGAGACCCGAUCAUAAUGCAGCACACAACGUCUAUAUGCCCAUGUCUAGUUCAUAAUACAUGUUUGGAGACUAUGCAAAAACACACCACAAAAUCUGUAUCAACAGGUCAUCAUUCUGUAACACACCACCGAGGACUGCGCUACUGAUUUAAUGGACUUGCUCAUUCGAAACAACACCUAAAGAUCCUUUAUGAACAAUUCACUAAUAUAAAGUAAUCAGGGUUUUGCCAGCUUCUGAGGAAUUCUGUCGUCUGUAACACCUUACAGGGAUCCUCUGUAUGAUCAUACCUAAUCAAUCAGUCUGGAGCACACAGAAAAGUCUUGGACAUAAGGACAAGUGAGAUGCACCUCCAAAAAUGAUCAGCACUAUGUUGUCUUAGUAUACACAGAGAUGGUAUUUUCAAAAGAUACCUACAGAACCUCUUAGAACAGUCAUGAUCAUUACAAAUUACACUAACCGGAAGCAUCGAUGUGGACAAACUGUCAUCGCAUAAUACAAAUCCAUAGAGCCUUAGUAAUGGAUUUGUCAUUACCUCAUACAAACAUAAUGGUCCUCUAUAUGACUUCAUCAUGUCGCAACACACCCCAUAUCCUUGUGAGACCAGGCUGUGAGAGUCUGCAAUAUACAUCCAGUGAGCUAAUAUACAAAUGGGCUGUCAUUUUAUAACAAACUUAAGGAUUUUUUUCAUCUAUUUUUUUCAAUUGGGCAUUGUCAUUCCAUAACCCAAGAAAUUUUUAUAUGACUGGGUUUUGUCACUUUCUAACUCACACCCAUCAAUUCCCUAGAUGAAGGGACUUCAUAAUUUGGCAACCUAUACGAAGUACCUCUUUAUUAAUAUAUAUCGACAUUCCACAACACCGAGGAUCUUCAAUAUUAAAGGAUUGUCAUUCUGUAAACACAUACCUAAGGACUUUCUAUAUGAACAGUCUUAUUCUGUAACACACCUAUAAGGACUGUACAUUUUGUAACAAGUCCAAGGAUCUCCAGUAUGAAGAAACAGUGUAACUACAUGAAUACACACCCGAGGAUUAUCUAUACAAAUCGGCUUCAUCAAUUUGUUGAACACUGAUCUGAGGAUUCUCUACUGAAAUGGGUUCAUUAUUAUGUAGCACUUUGACCUGAGGAUUCCUACCAUGAAUGGGCUUUAACACAUACAUCUGAGGAUCGUAUAUAUGAGGCUCUGUCAUUCCAUCACACACCUAAAGAUACUUUAGUGCUACGUCACUGAGUGUAUAUAUACUAUAUGAGUCAGAUUUCUCAUGCUGUAAGACGCCUAAGGAUCCUCUAUAUAAGUCGGCUUUGUCAUUCGGUAACGCACACCUGAGGAUCCUCGAUAUGAGUAGGAUUUGUCAUUCGGUAACACACACCUGAAGAUCCUCUAUAUGAGUAGGAUUUAUCAUUCGGUAACUCACACCUGAGGAUCCACUAUAUAAGUCGGCUUUGUCAUUCGGUAACACACACCUGAGGAUCCUCUAUAUGAGUGGGAUUUGACAUUCGGUAACGCACACCUGAGGAUUCUCUAUAUAAGUUUUGAUUUGUCAUUUGGCAACGCACACCUGAGGAUCCUCUAUAUGAGUAGAAUGUGUCAUUUGGUAACACAUACCUGAGGAUCCUCUAUAUGAGUGGGCUUCGUCAUUCAGUAACUCACACACGUGUGUAUCCUCUAUAUGAGUUGGAUUUGUCAUUCGGUAACACACACCUGAGCAUUGUCUAUAUGAGUGGGAUUCCGAAGGAGUGUUGAGAGACACUUGGUCGUCCCAUAACCCACUUUAAGGCCUCAAUACUAAACCUACCGCAAGUAUUUAGUUGCUUGUUUCUGUUGUUGUUUUUGCACCUUUAUAUUUCUGGAUAGACGAGGCUGCAUGAUGUAGUGCCCAGCUAAAGAAUUCAGAUCGAUACUGGCUGGAAUGCUGAAUUGGUUUAAGAUGACAUUUGUCAUAAACACACCAUGAAUGCAUGUGACGCUGACUGACAAUUUUCAUCUAUGCAGAAUUAUGUCUCUUAGGAGCAUUUUUUCCCAACCUAAGCACUUUCUUACCCAGAAGAAUAUAACGGGAAAGGUUGCAUCAUAGAUUUUAAACAGCUUUUACCUAUUAAAUUGUGUAUUGAGUCAGUAUCAGACACUGGCACAUAUUUAUGUCCUAUAUUUAGAUUAGAAAGCAAACUAUUUAAAAUUGCAUGCUUGCAUUUGACAUUUAAAUUCUUAAUGCAUUGAGACGGUAGGCAUCAUAACAUCAGUUAAUCAUUUUCAUUCAUGUGUCAUAAAUAUGAGUUCAUUUCUAACAGGAAAAGCAGUGAUAAUACUGUUCAGUACCAAAAGUGGCCUUUUAAUUCCUGAGUGAGGCUUUGAACAAGUUUCAGGUCUACAGCUUUACAUUAACAUUCCUUAUGAGCUAACAUUCAGCACUUCUCCAACACUGACCUACAGUACCUGUUCCUCCAGAAAGUGUGUGAGUGCUCUGUGGCUCGUUUACACAUUCUUUUUUUAUCUCGUGAUAGCGCUUUAUUUAGGGCAUGUACAGAUAAUUUAACUAGCAACACUUUACUAUUUUCAUUUCAAUAUUUCAUGUGAUUAAACAUGACUUUUAAUCUGAACUUGAAGGGUUAGGGUUAGCCAUAAACUGCUACAGUAUGAAACCGUUACAUUAAAUUUGUCUAGUGAUCCUUGAAUACGUUGCUGUAAACCGAAUGUACAGACUAAAUUCAUGCACAUUAUUUGCUCUGCUUGUGUUUUGUGGUCUCAUUUAAAUGUACUGGAUUGAACUGUAUUUAAUUAUUGCUUAUGUUCCCAGAUUGAGUCUUGGACUUUACUGCACAUUGAAAUCCCAUUCAAAUUCUGGAUUAGAACCAAUUAGUUCUGAAAAACAACUAAUUCGUUAUUUGUUUGCCUUAUUUGUAAAAAAGACCAAAAACAAUUUAAUGUUAAAAUGUUUUAUAAUAUAUAUGUAUAUAUAUUGCAACUGCAGUAUUUUGUUUUCUCGACUAAUAAAUGUGUAAGCGAACUUGAACUUUUUGUCCUAUUUUUGCUUAUUCACCAUCCACUCUUUAAAUGUUAGAAUGUCAAACAUUGAAAUUUGGCUUAGAUUCAGAUAUCUGCACAGUUGGACUGAGACACUUUCGAUUGAAUGCUUUUUGCUGUGUGAGUUUAAGCAGAGCAACUAAUGAGAGAAAACACUAACAUGAUACAGACUCCAAUGAGAGAAAGUUGGCCAGCUGGUUUGAAGGCCGUGAUGUAAUUCUGGAUCUACACUGAGCGAGCCCCACUGUCUCUGCAUCGUGUGUUAAAUAAAGAUUUAAAUGCUUCGA
This is a messenger RNA of Silurus meridionalis, 4414 nucleotides long. RefSeq names its product receptor accessory protein 3a (gene reep3a). Bases 125 to 862 code for a protein of 245 amino acids. The transcript has 8 exons. The record is from RefSeq and is a predicted model, not a curated record. Lineage: Eukaryota; Metazoa; Chordata; Actinopteri; Siluriformes; Siluridae. Gene Ontology annotation, biological process: endoplasmic reticulum tubular network organization. Gene Ontology annotation, molecular function: microtubule binding. Gene Ontology annotation, cellular component: cytoplasmic microtubule; endoplasmic reticulum membrane; endoplasmic reticulum tubular network.